Prorocentrum cordatum is the source of this 2484-nucleotide messenger RNA. Lineage: Eukaryota; Dinophyceae; Prorocentrales; Prorocentraceae. The record is from the annotation of a GenBank genome assembly.
AUGCAGCAGCCAGGGCGCGAGGUACAGGAGAUAUUCCAACAACAGGGCGCGCGCAGGCAGACCGAGCUGGAGUCCUUUCUCUAUCGCCACCUCAUCGAGCUGGCGGGGGCGCCGCCGCUCGCGGUGGUGGCGCUGCACAGGCUGGCCGCGCUGUCCCGCCCCGCGGGAGCCUCGGGGACGGCGUUGCCCCCGAAGCAGUGGGCGCAGCUGCUCUGGGCCCUGGCGCGGCUGUCGCGGCCGCUGCCGCCAGGGGCCGUUGCUGCCGCCGCCGCUCGGGCGCCGCAGCUGGUGCCCCAGAAUGUCGCCAACGUGCUCUGGGCCUUCGCGACGGCUCGCGUGGGCAGCGAGGGGGCCGCGCCCCUCGCCGCCGAGGAGGCUCUGCGCAGGGGUUGGGAGGGAUUCGGCACGCAGUCGAUCAGCAACGUGCUGUGGGCCGUGGGCGCGCGCGGCCCCUGCGCGGCGCCCUGGAUGGAGGCCCUGGGUCAGGGGCUGGCUGGCGGUCGGCACGGCCGCGCUGUCGCGGGUGGCCACCGGUGGGAGGAGUUCGGGACCCACGAGCUCUGCAGCAUUGUCUGGGCGUUCGCCACAGCAGCAGUCGACGGAGCGCCACUAUUGGCGCCCAUCGUGCGCGAGCUGCCCCGGCGCCAGCUGGGCAGCUUCCAUGCCCAGGAGGUCGCGGGCCUGCUUUGGGCGCUGUCGGCGCUGCGCCAGAGCGCUUGGCAAGCACUGGAGGCCGCGGGCGUGCAGCGCGCGCCCGAGCUCGCGCCCCAGAGCCUCGCCAGUAUCGCCUGGGCGGCGGCGACGGCCAGAGCCUCUGCGGCGCCAGGGGGCACCGCGGGACCGCUGCUGCAGGCGGUCUCCGCCGAAGCGGUGCGGAGGGGGAUGGCGGAGUGGACCGUGCGGAGCGUGGUCAACACGGUCUGGGCCGUGGCCGCGGCCUCCGCACGCGACGUGCCUGGGCUCGUGGGCGCCGCUCUCGAGGCGUUGCGGGCCGCCCGAGAGGACGAGCUGUGGACUGCGAGGCACAUACCCAGCGUGGCUUGGGCCUUGGCAGUGUUGCCCGCGCGGGACGCCGAGCUCCUGGUCACCUGUGGGGAGGCGGCCAUGGUGCGGGCUCCGGAGCUGCAGCUGCGGGGGCUGGCCAACGUCGCGUGGUCGCGCGCGGCGCUGAGGCUGCCAGACGAGGCCCUCGCGCGCGCGCUGGCACGCAGCGCCCUCGGUCGGCUGGCGGCGGAGCUGCCAGCUGCGCUGGCUGCUGCGGAGGUGCCUGGCGCGGCGCCGAUUCUGGCGGUGUCCCUCGCUGAGAUCACGUGGUCCUUCUGCACCCUGCGCUUCGAUUUCGGCGUCCCAGGGGCUGCUCGCGAGGCGCUGUUGGCGCUCGGCCAGCGCAUGGACGCGGCGGCCGCGCCGGUGUGCGGCCCGGCGCUCGCACUCGGUAGCCCCGCAGAGUGGCCUCUGGGCGCGGGAAGUGAGCCCAAGGUGGUGCGGCAGGGGCCUGGCUGGUGCGUGCUGCUGAAGCCGCCCGGCUGGGAGGUCGACACCAGCGAGACGGACCGCGCCCUGACGCUGCGGCGCGGGCGGCGGCCGCUCUCCGCCUUCCUCCGCAGAGUCUCCGGGGCCGCACCUCUGAGCGGCCGGCGGGACCUGGACUUCGGCUUCCUGCACCGCCUGGACACGCCCUCCUCAGGCCUCAUCGUCGCAGCGCUGUCGUUCGAGGCCCUGUUUCAUCUCCGCUGGGUGGUCGCCACUCACGGGAUGUCGCGGGACUACCUGGUGCUCUGCCACGGUGCUGUGGCUGACCCGGGACUCCGCUUGGAUUUCCCGGUGCGCGUGGACGGCGCCGGGCCCAGCGUGGUGGCUGACGACGGGCAGCCAGCCCUCACCCACGUUCGCCUGCUCGGCCAUUUCGGCCCGCCAGUCGCGCUGGCAGACGGGCCCAGCUUAGCCUCGUACUCGCUGUGCGUCUGCUCGAUCGAGACAGGGCGCCGCCACCAGAUACGGGCGCACAUGACCCACGCGGGCCAUCCCCUGGUCUGCGACGGGCGCUACGCGCUGGAGCGGCUGCACGAGGACCAGCGCUUCCUGCACCGCUUCCGCCUGCACUGGGACGCCGCGGGCACCGUCGAGGGCCCGCUGCCGCGCGACCUGCGCGCCGCGCUGGCGGCGCUGAGGCCCGCGGACGCACGGGCCGCGGCGGCGGUUCGUGGCAUCCUGAGCGGCGCGCUGCCGCGCGGCGCCGGCCCCGCGGGAUGCGGCGCGCUGGGCGGGGAGCCUCAUUUGCGGCGGAGCGCCGCCGCACGCAACGACAACGUCCAGCUCCUGUUCGAGUUGUUGGUGGUCGAGUUCCUCAGCUCAGAGCAAGUGGUCGAGGUCGUCUGGAGGGCCAGGAGCGACAUGCAGGGCGGACGUCGAGCGGGUGUCGACCGAGAGCGCGCAGCAGAAGCCGGACUUCGCCAGCGUGAGGGCAGCGCGUUCGCGACAUGA